Molecule: messenger RNA, 2559 nt
Organism: Molossus molossus (Pallas's mastiff bat)
Lineage: Eukaryota; Metazoa; Chordata; Mammalia; Chiroptera; Molossidae
Gene: JAKMIP1
Product: janus kinase and microtubule interacting protein 1
Exons: 20
Coding region: 70-2559 (829 amino acids)
Molecular function (GO): GABA receptor binding; microtubule binding; kinase binding
Source: RefSeq, a predicted model, not a curated record
GAGCUGGUGGCUGCGCCUGCUGGCUGGCGGGCGUGAACGUGGGCUCUCCGCGUCUAACCGAGAGGAAGCAUGUCUAAGAAAGGCCGGGGCAAGGGCGAGAAGCCCGAGAUGGAGACGGACGCUGUGCAGGUGGCCAACGAGGAGCUGCGGGCCAAGCUGACCAGCAUUCAGAUCGAGUUCCAGCAGGAGAAGAGCAAGGUGGGCAAACUGCGCGAGCGGCUGCAGGAGGCCAAGCUGGAGCGGGAGCAGGAGCAGCGGCGGCACACGGCCUACAUCUCGGCGCUCAGGGCCAAGCUGCACGAGGAGAAGACCAAGGAGCUGCAGGCGCUGCGCGAGGUGCUCAUCCGGCAGCACGAGCAGGAGGCGGCGCGCAUGGCCAAGAUCAAGGAGGGCGAGCUGCAGCGGCUGCAGGCCACGCUGAACGUGCUGCGCGACGGCGCGGCCGACAAGGUCAAGACGGCGCUGCUGGCCGAGGCGCGCGAGGAGGCGCGCAAGAGCUUCGACGGCGAGCGCCUGCGGCUGCAGCAGGAGAUCCUGGAGCUGAAGGCGGCGCGCAAGCAGGCGGAGGAGGCGCUCAGCAACUGCAUGCAGGCCGACAAGACCAAGGCGGCCGACCUGCGCGCCGCCUACCAGGAGCACCAGGACGAGGUGCACCGCAUCAAGCGCGAGUGCGAGCGCGACAUCCGCCGGCUGAUGGACGAGAUCAAAGGGAAAGACCGUGUGAUUCUGGCCUUGGAGAAGGAGCUUGGUGUGCAGACUGGUCAGACCCAGAAGCUGCUGCUUCAGAAGGAGGCUUUGGACGAGCAGCUGGUUCAGGUCAAAGAGGCCGAGCGGUACCACGGCAGUCCAAAGAGGGAGCCUGGUGCAGGCGACGUGGCGGAGCUCCCGGGUGUGCAGGAUCAACAUAUGGACGAGCGAGAUGUGAGGCGGUUUCAACUAAAAAUCGCCGAACUGAACUCGGUGAUACGGAAACUGGAAGACAGAAACACCCUGCUGGCCGACGAGAGGAACGAGCUGCUGAAACGCUCCCGGGAGACUGAGGUCCAGCUGAAGCCCCUCGUGGAGAAGAACAAGAGGAUGAACAAGAAGAACGAAGACUUGCUGCAGAGCAUCCAGAGGAUGGAGGAGAAGAUCAAGAAGCUCACGCGGGAAAACGUGGAAAUGAAAGAAAAGCUGUCUGCACAGGCAUCUCUGAAGCGCCACACGUCCCUGAACGACCUCAGCCUGACGAGGGACGAGCAGGAGAUCGAGUUCCUGCGGUUGCAAGUGCUGGAGCAGCAGCACGUCAUCGACGACCUCUCCCUGGAGCGAGAGCGGCUCCUGCGGCCCAAAAGACACCGCGGGAAAGGCCUGAAGCUGCCGAAGAAGCAUGUUGUGGAGACAUUUUUUGGAUUUGAUGAGGAGUCUGUGGACUCGGAAACAUUGUCAGAAACAUCCUGCAACACAGACAGGACGGACAGGGCCCCAGCCACGCCCGAAGAAGACCUGGACGAUACGACCACCAGAGAAGAGGCUGACCUGAGGUUCUGCCAGCUGACCAGGGAGUACCAGGCCCUGCAGCGAGCCUACGCCCUGCUGCAGGAGCAGGUCGGGGGGACGCUGGAUGCCGAGAGGGAGGCCCGGACCCGGGAGCAGCUGCAAGCCGAUCUCCUGAGGUGUCAGGCCAAAAUCGAAGACUUGGAGAAGCUGCUGGUGGAGAGGGGACAGGAUUCCAAGUGGGUGGAGGAGAAGCAGCUGCUCGUGAGGACCAACCAGGAGCUGCAGGAGAAGAUUUACAGGCUGGAAAUGGAAGAGAACCAGCUGAAGAGCGAAAUGCAAGACGCGAAGGACCAGAACGAGCUGUUAGAGUUCAGAGUACUAGAGCUUGAAGAGAGAGAACGGAGGUCGCCAGCAUUUAACCUCCAAAUCGCCACCUUCCCCGAGAACCACAGCAGCGCGCUCCAGCUGUUCUGCCGCCAGGAAGGAGUGAAGGAUGUGAAUAUUUCUGAACUUAUGAAGAAGUUAGAUAUCCUUGGCGAUAACGGGAAUUUGAGGAACGAAGAGCAGGUUGCCAUAAUCCAGGCCGGAACGGUGCUUGCCCUGUGUGAAAAGUGGCUGAAGCAGAUCGAGGGGACCGAGGCGGCCCUGACCCAGAAGAUGCUGGACCUGGAGAAAGAAAAGGACCUGUUCAGCAGGCAGAAGGGCUACCUGGAGGAGGAGCUGGACUACAGGAAGCAAGCCCUGGACCAGGCGUCCCUGAAAAUCCAGGAGCUGGAGGCCACGCUGUACAACGCGCUGCAGCAGGAGCCGGGCCAGAAGGCCAGCGAGGCGCUGAGCGCGGGCCAGCGGGAGGCGCUGCAGGCGGCCGUGGAGAAGGUGCGCAGGCAGAUCCUGAGGCAGAGCCGGGAGUUCGACAGCCAGGUGCUGCGGGAGCGCAUGGAGCUGCUGCAGCAGGCCCAGCAGAGAAUCCGCGACCUGGAGGCUAAGCUGGAGGUCCAGAGGCGGCACCUGAAGGAACUGGAGGAGAAGUUUUUGUUCCUUUUUUUGUUUUUCUCACUAGCAUUCAUUCUGUGGCCUUGA